This is a messenger RNA of Spirometra erinaceieuropaei, 12635 nucleotides long. NCBI's taxonomy places the organism in Eukaryota, Metazoa, Platyhelminthes, Cestoda, Diphyllobothriidea, Diphyllobothriidae. The record is from the annotation of a GenBank genome assembly.
AUGGUUAAACUCCCCGACCUCGUUAAUUGGGGAACGACAUUCAUGGCUGACAGGUAAAUAUUUUCCCACUCUUACCUGUCUACUUUAAAGCCUCAAUUUUGAAAAUCUGACAGCCACCUGGGACUUGGCCAGGUCUCUGAAUGUCGAAUUGUUGACGGAGAAGUGCAUCAGUAUGAUGAAAGCGCACUUUGAGGAUGUCGUUCCAACCGACCUCUUUGUUGGCUUGCCAGCAGAAACGCUUCUCACAUUACUUAGAAGUGAAGAUCUGUCAGUGGGUUCUGAGGAGCAAGUUAUUGAAGCCAUCGCACGAUGGGUUGGUUCUGGUGGUCAGGAAAAUGAUGAAAAGUUGAAUGUCCACGCUCCUACAAUGCUGAGGGAGGUCCAGUGGCACUUGACGACCGUCCAGUGCCGCAGCCGACUAAUGGAAAGCCAUGUAAUUUUCAAGAAAAGUAACGAAUGCGCGUAAGUAUAUGCCAUUUGCGCAAGGUAAUUUAAUAUGAAAGUUGGCUAAUGUUUCAGAUUGCGAACUGGAUUGGCGCAUCAGAUACCGACAAGAUACCCUGCCCCUUUAAUUUAAGACCACGCCAGUCAAUCUUCUUAUUUGGAGAAGACGCAAGUGAACAGAACAAGUGGUCCGUGCUGCGUUUUGAUCCGCAACUCCAAAAGGCAGAACGAGUUGCUAACAUGAAUGAACGCCAGUGGGCCUCCUAUAGUGCCGUGGGCGGUAAGUUGUUUGACAGUUUCACACCCUACUAGCGCACAUUUUAACUGAAUUUUGACGACUGAUUUCAGCAUAGCGCUCAGCAAAUUUGCCAUUUCAUAGGAACAUUGAGUUCCACGUGCGGUUCGUUAUAGAAGCUCCACUUGCUGUUUUGAAAAAAGAAGGCGAAUGUAGAUGUAAAUUUGGCCAUUUUUAAAAGUAAACGUACCGUCGCUAGAGACGCCUGCCUAUUUUUUUUAAGAAAACGGAUAUGAAAGUUUUUUUGCAAAAUAUUCUGCCCUAACUGGGCUAUUUUAUAAAUUUCUUUUUUCGCUUCCCCGGAAGAGAGCAUUUUCAUGAUUGGAGGGGAUAAUGGCCCAAGACGUGUUGAUGAGUUUCUGGUGAGAGAUGGGCGCUGGCGCGAGCGGGCAUCCCUCGUUGAUGGACGCCAGUGGCACGCAGCCGCCGCUGUCGUCAACAAAAACGGAGAGGAGGUGAUGAUCGGCGUUUUUGGUGGAUCUUUCAAUGAUGGAAACGGUUGGACGUUCCUUUCCUCUUGCGAAGUCUAUGAUGUCAGACAGGACAGGUGAGAAGACCGUCGUCGUGGAGCAUCUUUUUUCAGAAGUCUCCUGUCCUACUUUCCCGGCAAGGUAGGGUAAAGAAACCCUCUUAACUGUCGGUGGACUUCGGAUCAUAUAAGACGGGAAUGACGAUAGUGGAGUUUUACGAGUGGGGCAGCACGCCAGAGAGAAAGUUGGCGAAAUGUAAGAAAACCCUAAUUGUUUGGGUUCCUACCGAAAGUCGCAUCGAACGCUUUCGUAUGGCAACGGAAAUGAACACGCUAAUUAGAUUAUAAAUAAAGAGCAAGUUUCAUAGAUAACCGAGUGGUUUAGGUAGUGGAAAGUAAUUGUUGUUUGAAAAUGGAUGCCAAGAUAAAACCCCGAAUGACACAACUCAGAGUCCGCCGCCAACUAAGCGGUAUCUUUCACAUCACCGUUGUUCCCUUUUCUCUCUCUCUCUUUCUUCUUCUUCUUCUUCUUCUUCUUCUUCUUCUUCUUUGUUUUCUUCUAUUUCUCACUCAACUCUUCCUUCCGCCAAACAGAUGGCAAAAAUUGCCUAACCUGCGGGAGAAAAGGAGCAGCCUGGCUGCUGCCCGCCUGCCCGACGAUAGUCGGGUCUUCGUUUUUGGCGGAGGAGAUGGCCCCUCCUCCGUCGGGCUUGCCUCGGUGGAGUUCUGCAAUCUGGGGGAAGACUGGCGGGAGAAGACUAACUCGGCAGACUUUUGGCUACCAGCUGCCUCCAUGAGAACUGCUCGAUGGGGACUCGCAGCGACACCUUUUAGGGGAACAAUCCUGGUUGCCGGUGGGCGUAAUAGCCGAGGAAAGACUGUCAACGUUGUGGAGAUGUUUAUGCCGCCAGACGCGAGAAGUCCCCUCGGCCAGUGGACAGAGCUAGCUGGCAUGAAGGAGCCUCGUUCAUGGUUUACUCUUCUGACUUUCGCUAACGCCGUCUUCGCUCUCGGUAAUACAGCGCAAGUGAAUUUUUUUUGUCUUUCUCAUGCCACUCGAUAUAUUCAUCAGCGAGUCCUAUGUUACAAAGCAGAACGAUCAACGCUUUUGCAUCUGACACCAGCUGAACCUGUGCUCAUGCAUGACGUUGGAGGUUUUCAUGUGCAUUGCGCCAUUAAGUUGUGUAUUGCCUAUUCUUGGUUUAAUAUUUUUUUUAAAUUAAGCCUCGUUAAUAUUACUCAAAAUUUGUAGGCAGAUGCGGGGAACCAAAAAACACGGUUGAAGCUCUCACUGUACCGGGAGGAUCUUCAGACAACGAGUUGACAUCUUGCCUUUGGUCGUCCAAGAGCCCAGUGGAAACGCUUAGCUGGAUCCGUGGAGCUGCGAGCAUACGCAUGUAAACGUCAGCACCUUUUGGUUUAAAAAUAAAUUUGCUUUGUCGUCUAUAACUUAAAAACGUCAGAAGAAUGUGAAGUGCUGAAACACAGGGUCACCGUUUUAAGACGAAUUUCGCGUUAUGGGGAAUGGAAUGGGUGUGCGACAUGCUUGUGACCAGGCUAAGCAGUCAAUGUUUACAAGAAAGAUGGUCGUUUGCCGAUACAGUCCACUUCUUUUGCAAAAUCACGAACCCAUAUAUGUUUGCCCUGAUUUGAACGCCCAAUCUGGAGCAACUACUGCACUUUUCUGGUUUAGAAAUAUGCUGAGAAAGAAGUAUCCUUGGAUACAACGGCUUCACAGAAUGAUAAAGUAGAAUCAGUUUAUUUCGUAAGUCAACAGCAAGGUCCUGCAAAGCUUUCGGAUAUAUGCUGGUCCCGCAACCGCAGACAGCAACAUGUUAAGACACUGGACAUGGAUUUUAUGUGGUGUGUAUUAACUUUACGACCACAAGGCCGAAAAGUGAUGGCUUCUGAGUUUAGGGAAGGCGGGUUUGCUUAGUUCGAACUUGACCAGUUUCAGCCGAGUCUUUAAUAUUUGUUACUGUUUUAACAGGGUUGGUUACUACCGUUUACGAGAUUUGAUGGAAAUACGAGUAAGCCGACAGUGAUGGGUGAACGGGAAGGUUAAUAAUCACUAUGAUGACCGACAACCAAUAGCAUUUAGCAUAAAUUUAGUCAAAUACUAUUGUUUUUAAAUUCAUCACAAAUGACUCAGCCAAAUCCAUAAAAAACGAAGCCUUGAAUUACAUUAGGUGGGAGGAUAAGUGUAUGAUUUGGGAGCGACAAGCGAAUUUGAUGGUAACUAUCAUAGGUGAUUCAAUGUACUCCAUGUUGCAGGUUCGAAAUAUCCCGAAAAAAAAUUUUCCCUUGUGUAAAUGGUUAGCAGAAUACUUCUAGCUGCCUGUUAUUACAAUCGGCAACACACAAAAUUGGCCCCAUCGACUUUAUUACGCAUAAAAUAACCUCCGACAUGCGACGCCAUAGGUUGUUUUUUUUCCAGUCGAGCCGAAUUCGAGCGCAUGGGUCCCAGCUGAUGACAACGGUAGCCGCGACCGCUUGCGAUUCUACCUGUACGCUUUUGGCCACAGUAAAAGAUUUUCCAUCUAGGUCACUGGCCUACCGAUUAGGGGCUUUUGAGGUUUUCGACUAUCCCACUUCAACAGACACACGGGUGACCUCACUGUAGUUCGCAUGUCAACAAAAAAUGGUAACGCUAGAUAUUCGAUAAGGCCAACUCACCGUAAACGUUUUGACUUCUCAAUCUGGCCUCCAAACACACAUUAGAUUUACGUGCUUAAGUGAAUAUGAUCGGUGGCGUCGUCUUUAUGAUAAUUCGGUGGUUUUACUCAUGUCUUUUGCACAGUUAUGACAGAAGGCUUAACACAUGGUAGCUGAAGUCGUUUACCGGCAAACCAACUUGUACAGUGGCCUGCCCUUUUGCUUUUGGCACGACUCUAGAUCCAUGACUGCUAGACACUUUCCUCGAUAUUGCCUGGGUCAUCUGACCUGGUUGUUGCACUUGUCCUCCAACAAGUGAGGGGGUGAUCAAUUGAUAAGUCAAAACAGUGCUACUAGUACGAGUGCUCUUGAUGACAAAUUAAUCCAGCAGCCAUAAUUCCGUGCAUAUUUGGGAUGUCCUCACAACCAGAUAGGAAGAGGGGUUUCGCCAUCCCAGAUGGGAGCGUGACUUAUGCAGCACACCACCCAUUAGUUUUUCAGGAUGGCUGACGUAAAUCACAUGCUCUGGUAGUCGGAUGGUGCCGGACCGCAUCGUCAAUUUAUGGGAAAGCAUGUUGAAUCCAUAUUAAAUAUGUACUGCUUCAGCGGCAGAAACUGCAGCAAAACUGAUAAAUAUCAAUGUUACGGAGCAUGUCUUUUCUUAAUCAAACACAGUUACCCGUCACUAUCUGAUAAGCUAAUAUCCAACUCCCAGAAAAAUUGACUUUACGGAGCUGCUCUCUGUUUUAAAGCCUUCUUCAGGUAUUUUUUACGGUCAAUCCGUUACUGUCACUGCUAAAUAUCUCGAGGUCUGAGCCGUCAAGAGAGUAUUUUUCACCCCCGAUUUCAAAAAUCAUCACAAAUUCACCCGAAUGCUGACAAGGAUAUUUUUGAAAACUGAUUUUGGAAAAUGUCCUCCUUUAGUCUGUAGGCUGCAGCCCCGGUGUAUGGUCAUCGUCUUGGCACAAUUUGCAUGAGAAAGACCCGCGCGCCUGGCACACGUUUCUCAAUCGUGGAUGCCUGCACACCUAUCGAGUUAAAAUCGGACCUGCUCAACACGUAGCGCAGCAUCGAUCGAAAUACAUGCACGAAGCGUUUGCUUGUUAGCUGAGCGCUGAGUGCGAUAAGAAGCUUACCUUGAUUACUUAAAGAGCAUGUGGUCAAACUGAUCCGAUUGCAACGGAGUGCAAGAUCGAUGCGUGUGUGCGUCACCAGUUAUGAAGAUUGUGAACACCAAAAGCCUUAUCAGAGUCUAUUAUCCACAGUUAGUAGCCAACCUUGGCAUUUCACCCGAUCCAGUGACAUUUCCGCUGCGUAGUUAAUCAGCUUAGUAUAGAUUUUUUCUGCGCAAUCAAUUCCGUGAAUUUGGUAACAAUCGGGAGAUGGCAUCCGAAAAAAUCCGUUACCUAGAAAUAAUACCUCUAAUAGUGGACUCAAACGCCUUCAGGCUAUGUCCGUGUUUGCAGGCCUACUUUCACGCACUACUUGGACUUUCCCCGACGGUCUAACGUGGGCUGGUCGAACGAACAUCGAAGGAGGUUACAUGGACGAUGGUCGCUGUUACCCAACCUUCCCCAUCGUCACACACGUACACCUGAAUAUACGGCAUACAUUCGCACUAUGGCAGUUUAUUACAAAACGAAAUCAGUUUUUAAUAGGGUAAGUCUGCACAACAUGGGACAGAACAGUUCCCAGGCAUCUGUCAAAGACAUGGCAUUCAGGUCAAUCCAAAGACGAUAGUGUACUUCGUCUAUGAGCCCACACACAGCUUGACCAUAUGCAGAGUCUCCCUCGUGGAGUUUCCUUUUCAGUCUACUUCAGUAUGCCUCAAUGGCAUUGGUGUGUCGUCCGGUGGUAGGAUCCUUGAAGUUCUUUGAGAAGUUAAGAGAGAAAUGUUGAUAACCUUCUGAGAGAAAGCGAUUAUACGCUUCCCACUCGUCCGUUACCACUUUACUGCCUUUGGCGACCCAUUUAGUAAUAACGGGACGGAAAGCGGGCCAACAUCGAUCAAGUAAGGCUUUCCGCGGUUCGUAUCGUACUUCCCUACCAGCCACCACCCAUAAAACCCCUAUAACCACCUGUCCCGUAAGACAGGCUGCUUUGCUUAGGCGGAUAUUUUUGGGUGCCCUCUCCCGAUUGUUACCGUGAAUUUUAUAACAGAUAUUUCUGCGAUUAACAUAUGUUGUAGUAUCACAGUUUUAGUUAUCUAGAGCUGUCCGAUCAUCUCAUAUCAUGAAGCAGCUAAAUGUUCAUUUUCAUAGGUCAGCCCCGUCACCCGCAGCAGAAUAUGGAUAAAUGUGACCUUUCUCAGAAAAAACAGCGAGGUUGGGUUAAGUACAUAGACACCUGCAUUGGGAAGCCUACUUAUUUAUGCGUACUGCACAUGCGUGGGGAGUAGAGUCAUUCAGUUUAGUAUACUCGACCCGCUUUUAGUUCGCCUUUGUGUUAACGAAGUACCAGAUUUAUUUCAGAAUGGUAAGACCUUUAUUUAUGCCGAUGAUCUUAAAGUUGCAUAUCGAUAUAAGCCGGCAGAUCAUGACAUCGUGCUCGAGCUCCUAGAGAACGAUUUACAGACCUUUGCCUAUUGGUGCUGCACAUGGUGCUUUUCCCUCUUUUGGCAUAAGUGCUCAGUCAUGAUGGUUGGCGACGACCACCAACCUCGGCUAAGUAUUGACGGUCACGUCAAGAAUGUGCGCGGGGUUUUAAAGGAUCUAAGUGUAUCACAUUCCAAGAGCAUUUAUUUUUCUGCGUACUGCGCCCUGAUAGUCCCUAGAGCACGUUGAAAGACCGGGUUGUCCUCCAGAAUGCUAAAAUUAACGAUAUAAAAAUGCGCCUUCAUAACAUGUACGUUUGACCUGGACUGGAAUACUGUUCGUCUUUGUUAAGCCAUCUGCGUGCUUCUAAGCUGAAGACAAUGGAAUCCGUCCAAUAUUAUUUUACCAAGAGAUUUUUAACCUCGGAACACCGGCAUUCAUCGUACCAAGAACACUGUCGACUUACAGACCUUCUGCAGUAGCAGAGUGGGUGAUGCAAGGAACGCUGUUACCCUCACAGAGAUAAUGCACUCCCCAUGUGUCGAUUCAUUCGAGGCCAUAAUAAACACGUUUGAUGUCCCUAAGUUGUCCAAUUUCUCUCACCCGCCAUCUGUUUACUCUUGCCCAAAUGACUAAGAUUGGUAUAUUCACACUCUUCUGCCAGUCAUUCGUCGCAUUUGUAAUGCAAGGAUGCCUUUUUUCAACAUUUGUAGGUAUCAGGGUUCAUUUCAAAAGUUCAGUUUCGCUUUCAAUUUAUUUAGGGAAAUAUAGGCGAGCGCAUUUGAAAUCCCUAUUGGUUACAAGUCGUUGGAUAAAAUCAUUGAUAAGUGGGCAGGUGAAAUAGAGAUUUUAUAGAUAUUUGCGAACAUCUGCAGCUAGUCGAAAAUAGUAAUCAUUAACUGUUACUUGCUAGUUACGAGCAGUUGAAACACGCAGAAGUUAGUGCCGGUUAUGUGGGUGGAUUUCGAGGCUUGAUGCUUGUCAAGUCUACACUUAAAGGAAUGUACACAGGAGGAGAUUACAACACCGGGAGCAGGGCAUUUCGAGCUGCAACCACUCUGUUACUAAAGAAUAACUUUCGUUCAUUGAUCCUUACUUUCCCCGCGCGUAUUUUAGGGAAUGACCGCGAAAAGUGGGCGUGAUAGCUUGAGCGAAAUAAUCAGUGUGAUCUAAACGACGAUCUACGCCGUUGAUAAUGCAAAAUGAAAGAAUCAGGUCACCACGUAGUUGCCUGCAGAAAGGGACAAACAGGUUGAUAUUUUAGAGUCUGGUGUCAUAAGACAGUGCACCUAAAUCUUGUGGCAUUGUGUUCGCCCGUCUCUGAACCUUCUCCAAGACGUUAUAAUCCUUGGCAGUCCAAGGACUUCGCGCAUAUAUGGCGUAUUCUAGGUGAGGCCGUACGAAGGUGCCGAACAUUUUCGAAUGGCAGUCAGGAUCAAUCCCAAAAAGGCUCGCCAAAUGAUUUGCAAUGAAGCCAUCGCCGAUUUAGCCGCCUUUGAGCGGUGCAGCGUUGGUUUGAGUGAAAAUGCGAUCUAUUCAGUCAAGUUCUUCUGAAUUUCAAACUGUCUCAGUGGUGUGCCGUGUAAAAAGUUAGUCCUGGGGCUGGAGGCUCAGAAGCUGCCGAGUUGAAGAAAGUUGUAUUUAUUUAUAUUGAAUGGUCAAAUUCAAGUCGCGCAGCUCAAUCUCAAAGAUAAGUGAAGCUUUGCAUUUCGUUGGAUAUUCUUAAACAAUUAACGCCAGUUUUUUGCUAAGUCUUUUUUAAAAUCCCCUUUCACUACAAGGUAUGAUUUUGUCCAGUUUUGUUUCACAGUCGGGCUUAAUAGUCGUAUUUUGUAAGGAAACGUUUUAGUGACUUCGUUCCAGUAUAUCUUUUUCUAGUUAUCGUAGUUAAAUAACAGUAGUUCUUUCUCUUCAGUGCGCUCUUCUGUACGUUAGCAUCGUUUUUAUCCUUCUACUACAACGAAAACUUAUAUUUUCUGUAAUGUCAAAAUACGAAAGCUUGUGGCCUCCGCACCGUCUCUGGGUGCUAGAAUAGUGCCCAAAGACAUAGCAGGUGCCAACAUAUGUUCUUCGCCUUCUGCAGAUAUGGUAAACUCAAAAAUCCCUUUAGUACAUGUAGAACCUCUUGACUCUUUAAUCGUCCAAAACUACGCCUCUGCUAGUCGUAACAGGCCAUCAGCCAACGGAAUACUCGAUCAGUUGAUAUAUGGCGACAUAAACAGCGCUUCUGAUAAAGCUAUUGAACAAGCUUUUAAACUUUUUGGGGAAAUGAGUUCUGAAAGCGUGGAGAGAUGCAAACGCAAGCAUAUUUUCGUACCGCAAAACAUUGCGAGCCAAUUAUCUGCUAUGGAGGGAGUGCAUUUUUUCAUACAAACUUGUGGCUUGAGUUUCAGUGUCGCACAAGCUAAACGACUGCGCUCGCUCAGCCUUAAUGCGCCGAUACUAGUUUUCUUUUUUCCUUGAUAGAAGUCGAUUUCAUCUUGACGACGAAGGAGAUAACUAGAGAAUUCUGCCAAAAGUAGCGCUGCUCCGUUUCGCCAAACUUCACAACACUGAAGAGAAGACUGAAUAAAUCAAAAUCGGCAAAAACCAACACCAAGAUAAUGACACCUACUGUCAGUUUGAAUAAGUCCUCUACCACACCAACUGCACGUCAGGACAUAGUCAACUCCGUAGGGAAUUUGAAUACUCUUGAUGUUGAGAUCUGUAAACACACCUACACGCCUGGUAUAAAAACGACUCUACCGACUCCCCCAGCAACCCCAAGCAAGCCUAAGCGUAUGCCUCAUUCAAAGGCAAAUCUAAUUGCUGUCUCAGCCGCUCGAAAGCCCGAUUAAAUCUAGCAACAUUAUACAAUCUUUUACUCCACAAUCGGCUAAAUGGGCCUCAAACACUACGACUCAAAUGUAGCGUGUUCUCAACUGCCACUCCAGUACUCAUAUCGAGGCAUUUAGGCUGAAUAUGCUGUUUUUCCCGUCUUUUAAUAGAACAUUUGAUUCAAUGGAAGCAAUACGUCUUCCACUCAUAUGUUGUUUCCUCCACCGCCGUUCUACCCAUGUAUUCCUUAUUCUUAUGUCCAUACUGGACCAGCAAACUCAUCCGAUCCUCAGUUUCGUUACGGCAGGAAUGUGUUGCAGUAUCCGGGCCGUGGAUUUUCAGCUAAAAAUGAGUUAACUAACAAUGAUUGCCAGUUUACCCGCCUGUCAUUUCCUCCCCAAGCCCUACUCCUUUUUAUCCACGUCAGAAUCUUUUGAUGCCACAAAACUGUUUGCAGAACCGGAUGGGUACAUCGGGACCGUUUGUUCCGUGAGAAAGUAAGCACUGGACGACGUAGCCCACCCUCUCAGAAACAAACAACCUCUCCUACAAUGCUGAGGGAGGUCCAGUGGCACUUGAAGACCGUCCAAUGUCUCAUCUGCCUAAUGGAAAGCCAUAAAAUUUUUAAGAAAAGUAACGUAUGCGCGUAAGUCUAUGCCAUUUGCGCAAGGCAUUUUAAUAUGAAAGCUGGCUAAUGUCUCAGAUUGCGGACUGGAUUGGCGCAUCAGAUACCGACAAGAUACCCUGCCCCUUUAAUUUAAGACCACGCCAGACCGUCUUCUUGUUUGGAGAGUACGCAAGUGAACAGAACAAGUGGUCCGUGCUGCGUUUUGAUCCGCAACUCCAAAAGACAGAACGAGUUGCUAACUUGAAUGAACGCCAGUGGGCCUCCUAUAGUGCCGUGGGUGGUGAGUUGCUUGACAGUUGCGCACCCUAUUUAACGCACAUUUUAACUGAAUUUUGACGCCUAUUUUCGACAUAGCACUCAGCACAUUUGCCACUGCAUAAGAAUAUUGAGUUCCUGGUAUUGUUAAUUGUAGAAGUUCCAAUUGCGGCUUUGAAAAAAGGCAACAACCCGCGCAAAUUAUUCUCCUUGUGAAGUAAGCAUGCUUUCGCGACCGGGGCCUGCAUAUUCCUAAGACAACGGAUCUGACACUUUUUUAUGUAAAGUCCGUAACUCUCACUUGAUCGUUGUAUGCCCUGUUUUUUCCACCUUUUUGGAAGAGAGCAUUUUCAUGAUUGGAGGGGAUAACGGCCCAAGACGUGUUGAGGAGUUUCUGGCGAGAGAAGGGCGCUGGCGCGAGCGGGCGCGCCUCGCGGUUGGACGCUAGUUUCACUCCGCUGCCGUCGUCACCGCAAACCGAGAGGAAAUCCUAAUUGGCGUUUUUGGUGGUUCCUUUAAGGAAGAGAACAAGUGGGUAUUUCUUUCCUCUUGCGAAGUCUAUGACGUCAGACAAGACAGGUGAGAAGACACUUGCCUUGGCGUACUUUUGUGGAAGACUUCUAUACUCUUUUCAUCAUCAUCAUCAUCAUCAUCAUCAUCAUCAUCUUCUUCUUCUUCUUCUUCUUCUUCUUCUUCUUUUCACCUCUUUCCCACGCCGAACAGAUUGCACAAACUGCCCGACCUGCGGGAGAAAAGAAGUAGUCUAGCCGCUGUUUGCUUUGCCCGGCGACAGUCGGGAUUUCGUUUUUGGCGGUGGGAAUAACUCCCUCAGGCUCGCCUCGGUGGAGUUCUGCAACCUGGGAGUAGACUGCCGAGAGAAGCUGACAUCAGCAGACUUUUGGCUGCCGGCUGCCCCCAUGAGAACUGCGCGAUGGGGGCUCGCAGCGACACCAUUUAAGGGGAAAAUCUUGGUCGCCGGUGGACGUGAUAGCAAAGAAAAGAAUGUCAACGUUGUGGAGAUGUUUACGCCACCGGACGCCAAGAGUCCCCUCGGCCAAUGGACGGAGUUGACUGGCAUGACGGAGACUCGUUCAUGGUUCACUCUUCUCGCAUUCGCAAACACCAUUUUCGCACUCGGUAAUACGAAGCGAAUGAUUCGUUUUUUUCUUUCUCUCUCUUAUUCUCUCACGGCACUCGAGGUUCUCAUUUGCAUAACCUUUUACAAGGAAAAAUGAUAAAAGCUUCUUUACAGUAGGUAAGCUAAGCCAUGAAAUGCUGGCUGAAAUUUCGAAAUGCGUUUUCGUUUCGUAUUGAUUAAUUAAGUAUGGUUGUAAAACAAAUCAGUUUUCAGUAUAAUUCUAUGAAAAUUAGGUUGCCGCACGAUGUUGGCUUUGGAAAGAACGUCCUUCCGGCCGCAUACAAAAAGUUUACUCUGUAAAAAAUGACUGCUCACAUAGCACGCUUUCUAUCAUUGAGUUUUAAUGCCACUAAAAGUCCAAUCAUAUUUCAUGAAAAACAUGCAUAAAGAUUCUCAUUCAUUUGCCCAUUCGGUAGAACAUUACGUCUUUUUUCAAUUUUUUACUUGAAGGAGGAAUAAAAUUCUGUCUAAAGGAAGUUUCUAAUCAUUAAACUUUUAGAAACCGCGAAGUGGCCGUUCAUUUAACGUCAUGUCUCUGUAUUUACCAAUGUGGCUUGUAAAGUGAACGAAAAGGCUCAAUUCUAAUGCUAAGUUCUAUGAAGCUCAUAUGGCUUCCUUUCAAUACCGAAGAGAAAUGUGUGGUUUUCCCAAAGCGGAAAAUAGAUGGCUUAUAUAUUGAAAACACUACAUGCAAGUGUGACGGCAGAGCGGGUUCAAAAUUAUUAGGGAAUAAAAAAAGUUUUUAAAAACCGAAUAAUACCCUUCUUUUGAGUAUAAAAUUGGUAGAAAACGUAUAUUUUUACCGAAUGAGCUCAGGAUUAAAUAUUUUUUAUGCAUGUUUUGCAGGAAGUAUAAUUGGAUUUUUAAGGACAUCGAAAAUCAAUGAGAAAAAUGCAUGCUAAGUGAUUUGUCAUUUUUCACAGAAUGUAGUUUUUGACUGCAAUCGGAAGGACGUUCGUUCGAAAGCCAUCAUCCUGCAAUAACUGGAUUAUUGCAUAAUUAUACUGCAGACUAAUUAGUUUUACAACUCCACUUAGUUCAUCUUUUCGAAAAGAGAACGAAUUUAGGAAUUUCGGUUGCCAUUUCGUGAGUUAGCCUAUCUAUUGGUUGUAACAUCAACUGCACAUGUGAUUUGGCGCAUACAAGCACUGCAAAAUAAUUGUGAAUACAACCCCUAUUUAGUCAGUUCUAUCUAGUAUUUUUUUAAAAAAACUUAGCGUUAUUUUAAUUCUAUUAAAUGUUUAGGCAGCAGCAGCAGAGGAAAUAACCGAGUAGAGGCUAUCGUUGCACCAGAAGGUUCAUCUGACUUUGACAAUGACUUGAAAUCCUGGAUUUGGUCGUCCAAGAGCCCAGUGGAAACGCUCAAAUGGAUUCGUAGAGCUGCAAGCAUCCAUAUGUAA